UGGAGCAAUGACUGAGUAAGCCUACUCAGGAGGAGGAGGAGGAGAAUAUUUGCCCAAAGCCUGAAGCCACUUUGCCUACUUUGCCUAGUUUCAUUGCCGAACUGGUGGAUCUUCCAUUGGUGGGACCCUUCUCAUCAUGAGUGGAUCCUUUGACAAGAAGAUCACUAGCAUCUUGACAGACAUCUCCAGCUCCCUCAGUUGCCAUGCGGCCACUAAGGACUCCCCCACGCUCCCCGAAUCAUCCAUCACGGAUCUGGGCUACUACAGCACCCCACAUAACCAGCAUGAGUAUUACCCCAGUCAACCUUAUACCCAACCUAUGAAUCAUUAUGCGUACCACCCCCAGUUUAACCUGAACGGAUUAGGGGGGGCUGGGACUUACUCCCCGAAAUCUGAUUACCCCUACAGCACUUCUUACAGACAAUAUGGAUCUUUCCGGGACCAGCAAUUGCCCAGCCAAGAAGCAGUUUCAGUGAAGGAAGAACCAGAACCAGAAGUGCGAAUGGUAAACGGGAAACCCAAAAAAAUCCGAAAGCCACGCACGAUUUAUUCCAGCUACCAGCUGGCGGCUUUGCAAAGGAGAUUCCAGAAGGCGCAGUACCUGGCAUUGCCAGAGAGGGCAGAGUUGGCUGCACAGCUCGGACUCACCCAGACUCAGGUGAAAAUCUGGUUCCAGAACCGAAGGUCCAAGUUCAAGAAGCUGUACAAAAAUGGUGAAGUCCCUCUGGAACACAGCCCCAAUAACAGUGACUCCAUGGCGUGCAAUUCUCCACCAUCGCCCACCCUUUGGGACAGUAACACCCACAACAACCCAGCCAAUAGAAGCCAGCUCCCCCAACCGCUUUCGUACAACUCCCCACCAAGCUACUUGGAGGACCAUAAUUCUUGGUACCACCACCAAAACCUGAGCGGGCCUCACAUACAGCAGCAAGGACCUCCGCCCACUUCUGGUUCUAUGCAUCACCCGUCUCCGGGGCCUCCUCCCAAUCCUGGAGCGGUAUAUUAACCUUCUUUGCCUCCUGGAUGAAACCAGUGGAGCAGGAAAAAAGGAAUGAGGGAGACAGAGAGGGGGAGACAAAGAGGGAGAAACAGACAGACAGCAACAAGUCAAAACACUUUGAUGUGUUUUGUAUGACAUGUACACAUUCCAUCUCAUCUCAGGAACAAACGAACGGCGACAUGGUUAAGAAGCUGGGGAGAUGAUCUAAAAAUAGGCGGAAAGGGACAGGGAGGAGAGACCUCAUGCUCCACACUGUAUGGGAAUGCAUUUGGUUUUCACCCGAACAAUGCCACCAAAUCUCACCUUCCUACAUGGUUUAUCUGUGGGCAAUUUCUUCUCUACCACCAAAGCUAGCUUCAUGCAGAAGACACCUGACAGUCUUUGUGGGAGAAGAGCCAAGAGUCAUACCAUGCAGGUUUUCCAAAAGAAAGUGUACAGCUGGGAGGAUUUUCUAUCCUUUUCUUUGUUUGUUCAUCGUGUUUGUUCAGCUUCCAAAGCAAAAUGGUUUUUAGAGAAGUGUUGUCUUGAGGACUGUGAAAGAGCAGGCAGGACUUCAAAAGCUGUCAUCCGUAGUAGGAUCAGGAUUUGCAGUGUUACUCAUCCGUGCAAAUUUGGAACAGAAAUUGAUCUAAGAAAUUCAUCUGUCUUUCUUCCCCCCCUCCCCCUUGCAAAUAAUGUCCUGUUAGAAAUUUAGAAGACAGUUUAAGAAAGGAUGGUGAAACAUACUCACCACGUUUUAAAAAACAAAACAAGAGUUUAGGACUAAAAUCAAUGUAUACAUUAUACAGAACUGGACAGUAUAUAUUUAGAAAAAGCUCUCUUAGAGAACUGCUGUUUACAUAGAACGGGGAAGAGCGUGUGGAUUCUGAGAGUCUCUACGCAAGACAUCUUAGGGACUCUCAAGUGAAAGAUCUUACACUUGUUCUCCCAUUGCGGAUACACAUGCACUGCUAGGGAGACAGAGUACAUUAGAAUAUGAAACCACACAGAAAGUAAGUCACUUGAGUGUCCCUGUGUAAAAUGUCUUGUGUAGAGAGAAUCUGAACUCAGGCAAUUUCAUCCCAGAAACCCUCCAGGUUAAAUACAAGAUUAGGAAGCUGGUUUAGGCGAUCUCAGAGCGAGUUCUGCUAGCAUGAAUCUGCUGGUGUUUUUUUUUUAAAUCCCAGUGCAGAAAGAAAAGGAACGUUCUGUUCUGUUAGACAAGUCCAAGCUUAAUUGGGGCAAAGAUCUGGCUUGUAGGGGCAGAUGCAUACGGGUGCCCGCCUGUCUUCCCCUGGGGGCCAAAAAGCAGCUCUGGGAGGAGUCAUUUGCACAAGGAGAGUGGCCAGGAGAAGAGGGUUAACCCCCUCCCCCCCAGUGGUUCUGACCUAAAUUAUCCAUACCUGAUUUUAAGCCUUUUUAAAAAAAAGUCUAUGGGUGAUCCAUUCACAGCAGCUUUACCAUCACAGAUCCUUUGCUACCAGGUCCAACUUUGCCCUUUGGUACUGAAAAAUUAGAGCUCAAAGGAAAGUCUUAGUAUUGACUUGGAAGGGGGGAGAUUCUGCUCUCCUUCAUUACACUGCCUAUCUGAGGUAGCUCUUUUUAGAAGCAAAGUUAUACUUAGUUUACUCAUGAUUAAGAAGGUAAAGGAUCAGAUCCUCAGUUUAUACCUGCUGAUGCCAGAGAUUGGAGAAGAAAGAAGAUGAGGGAGGGGGGUGUUUGAUCUCAGUUAUUAAGGUACUUUACAUCACUUUAGGAGCCCAAAUUUAUAUUGGGGCCAAAUGUGAAAACAAAACUCCCUUUCUUUACUGGGAUUUUUGUUUUUUAUAUUCUAAACUAUCCGUGUAAUAAAGGGGAGGGGGCACCCUGUAUUUACACCAGUUCCAAAUAAGAGAUGCUUCAAAUUGCAUCAGCGUUACAAUCCAGAUAUUUGUUUCUUUGUCUAUCUGUUGUCAAUUGAUAUCACUUGAGAAUUUGACCUUCGUUUAGGGUUUUUAAGGGGUUGAACAGGGGAGAAAUGUUUAUUUAAAAAUUUUAGGGAGAUAUUUAAAACACUUUGGGAAUGAUUUAAGUUAUUUUUUUUUUGAAAAAGGAAAGUGAAAAUUGCUAACUGUCUUAAGUGUUGCUCUUCUCAUGUCAUUUUAAGCUAUUGUGAAAGCAAAGAGCUUAUUUUUUAAAAAAAGAACCAGAACAAAUCCAUCUUGGAUAUUUUUUUAAAAGAAACAAUGGUGUGUAUGUGUUUUUUUAAAAAAAAGAGCUGCAGUUUUAAUAAGCAUUCUCUUGUGUUGUACAGUGUCAAGGUUGCUAUUUAUGUUGCCUUGUAUAAUACAUACAGAGGGAGAAAGGGGAUGUAAAUAUGGCUGAUUUGUAUAAAGCUUAUUUCAAAGUUUUAAAGAAGUCUCUUUUUCUUGUUUUUUAAAAAAAUCUGGCUUGGAAAAAAAAGAGCAGCAUCUCUUGGAGAUGAAAACUGUGUUCCAGCUUCCUUUCUGCUUUGGUAGUAGACAGAAACUCUAUGUAUAAUGUUAAUAAAAUAUUUUAAA
Messenger RNA from Eublepharis macularius, 3519 nucleotides. RefSeq names its product distal-less homeobox 3 (gene DLX3). The record is from RefSeq and is a predicted model, not a curated record. Bases 137 to 1006 code for a protein of 289 amino acids. The transcript has 3 exons. Gene Ontology annotation, molecular function: RNA polymerase II cis-regulatory region sequence-specific DNA binding; DNA-binding transcription factor activity, RNA polymerase II-specific. Lineage: Eukaryota; Metazoa; Chordata; Lepidosauria; Squamata; Eublepharidae. Gene Ontology annotation, biological process: epithelial cell differentiation; regulation of transcription by RNA polymerase II; embryo development.